AGUUAAUAACAACGGAGGCCUCGGGGAACAUGAAUGUCGACGCCUCGAAGUAGAAGAACCCCUUCGAAUCCUUCGACACUGCGAUGAAGCUGUGAUUCCAGUAGAAUAAAGCAGUGAAUCGAACUACGACUGAUGAAGUUGGCGACAUUGAAACCCUUCCCCUCCCACUGCUUCAAGCUCACCCAUCAUCAUCAUCGAAUCUCUUCUUCGUUCUUCCGAAUUUCUGCCCUCACGAGACCAAUGGCGAGCAGCAGCAGCAGCUCUGGCGCCUACACCACCAUCCGCGAGACCGUCACCUUCGGAAAGGAAAUCAAGAAGAGCAAAUUCAUUGCCAUCGCCGGCCCCAUCUCCGACGAUAAAUCUGCCAACUCCUUCCUCUCCCAGGUCCGAGACCCGAAGGCCACUCACAAUUGUUGGGCUUAUAAGGUUGGAGGUCAAUACCGGAGUAGUGAUGAUGGUGAACCAUCGGGUACAGCUGGCAAACCAAUACAGUCUGCAAUAGACUUUUCUGGACUAGAUAAAGUGAUGGUGGUUGUGAUCAGGCAUUUUGGAGGUAUCAAGCUUGGCACUGGAGGACUAGUCCGGGCUUACGGAGGAAUUGCAUCUGAAUGCUUGAGAAAUGCACCCACCCUUCUUAUGAAAUCUAAAGUUUCGAUGGGUGUGGAGGUCCCCUUUGAUCUAUUAGGAAUUUUGUAUCAUCAGCUACAAUCUUUUCAAGUUCAGGACAUAAAGCAAGACUAUGAAACCGGUAAAGAUGGAAUUACCAUGGUAACCUUCAAAGUUGAUUUUGAUCGGGUUGAGAGUUUGAAGGAUGCUAUCAAAUCCCAUUGUAGCCGGGAACUUGAGUUCUACUAGUUAUGGAAUGGACAUCAGCAAUCAUAACUCCUUUUUUAUCAUCUUCACAUACACAAGUACAGAGUUCCCAAUAUAGCUCAUUAUAUCUAGAUAUGUUUUUCCUCUGCUUGUCACUAAUCAUGCCCAACAUGAGGAUGCUAGUCUUGAUAUUCUCAGUAAAGUCAAUUGCAGGUUGAUGUAGAAGAUAACUAUAACAUAAUAUGCCAGACAGGUGGUGUUUGGCCUGAUACAUUAUAUGUUGUAUAUACAAUUUUUUGUCAAAUAAAAUUAUAGUUGAUUUUGUCAAAAAAA
Molecule: messenger RNA, 1146 nt
Organism: Malania oleifera
Lineage: Eukaryota; Viridiplantae; Streptophyta; Magnoliopsida; Santalales; Ximeniaceae
Exons: 6
Coding region: 133-855 (240 amino acids)
Biological process (GO): regulation of translational initiation
Cellular component (GO): cytoplasm
Source: RefSeq, a predicted model, not a curated record